AUGGCACCUCAAAUCAGCGAGAAGGAACUGGAUGAGAUAUACGCAUUCGCCGUGCAAUUAGGCAAAGAUGCAGGCAAGAUGCUCAUGGAUGCCGCGAAGCUGCGGAUGGCAAGCGGAGGGGCAGCACAUGAGUCCGUGGAGAAGGAGAACGCUGUCGAUAUCGUGACCAAGACAGAUACAGGCGAGUUUGAUACCUUCACAAGCCCCUCGAUAUCAAAGACCUACCCAAGCCACAAAUUCAUUGGGGAGGAGACGUAUUCCGCCGGCUCGUCAAAGGAUUACCUCAUCGACGACGAGCCAACCUGGUGCGUCGACCCGCUCGACGGCACCGUCAACUACACGCACCUUUUCCCCAUGUUCUGCGUGUCCAUCGCCUUCAUCUUGGGGGGCAGGCCAGUGGUGGGCGUCAUAUACGCCCCUUUCCUGGGCCAGCUCUUCACCUCCCGCCGCGGCGGCGGCGCCUUCCUCAACGAGACGCAGCGCCUGCCCCUGGUGCCCGGCGUGCCCGUUCCGGCCAACGCCCCCAAGGGCUGCGUCUUCAGCUGCGAGUGGGGCAAGGACCGGCGGGACCCGGGCUCCGGCGAGGGCAACCUGGGCCGGAAGCUCGAGAGCUUCACCAACAUGGCCGUCGAGGUCGGCGGGCGGGGCGGCAAGGGGGGCAUGGUGCACGGGGUGAGGAGCCUCGGGAGCGCGACGCUGGACCUCGCGUACACGGCGAUGGGGUCCUUUGACAUCUGGUGGGAGGCUGGCUGCUGGGAGUGGGACGUCGCGGCGGGGAUAGCCAUCCUCGAGGAGGCAGGCGGCCUCGUGACGACGGCGAAUCCGCCCGAGGACCCGGCUACGGCAGACAUCCCGGAUGUGAGGCUGGGCAGCAGGCUGUACCUCGCUGUAAGACCGGCUGGGCCCUCUGCCACAGAAACCGCGCGUGAGGGGCAAGAACGGCUGGUGAGGGAGGUGUGGAAGCGAGUUACGGCUCUCGAUUAUUCUCGGCCCGGGGCGUGA
Molecule: messenger RNA, 1002 nt
Organism: Diaporthe citri
Lineage: Eukaryota; Fungi; Ascomycota; Sordariomycetes; Diaporthales; Diaporthaceae
Exons: 3
Coding region: 1-1002 (333 amino acids)
Biological process (GO): signal transduction; phosphatidylinositol phosphate biosynthetic process; inositol metabolic process
Molecular function (GO): inositol monophosphate 1-phosphatase activity
Source: RefSeq, a predicted model, not a curated record